Molecule: messenger RNA, 1803 nt
Organism: Botrytis byssoidea
Lineage: Eukaryota; Fungi; Ascomycota; Leotiomycetes; Helotiales; Sclerotiniaceae
Exons: 2
Coding region: 1-1803 (600 amino acids)
Molecular function (GO): oxidoreductase activity; FAD binding
Source: RefSeq, a predicted model, not a curated record
AUGCAAUCCCUUUGUAGCCUCCUUUUCUAUGCAACCGUUCUCUCGGGCGCCUGGGCAUCCAAUUCAACAUGCAAAACAUCCCCCUUGGACCUUAAUUGGCCUUCUAUUGAAGAUUGGCAAGCACUCAACACUUCUAUAGGAGGAGCACUAAUCAAGACGUCCCCAGUUGCUUCGUCUUGCUAUCCAAGGAACCCGUUCAGCUCGACUACGAGCUGUGAGCUUACCACAGCAAACUGGACGUUGUCAGAAUUCCAUGCUUCACUACCAGAAUCUAUAGGUGCCCCUCUGUACGCCAAUAACUCUUGUCUGCCUCCAGGAGCAGUUGGGUAUACACAGCAGAGAGGUUGUAGCGUUGGUGGCUUACCUGAGUACGUUGUCAAUGCGACAAGCGAAAAGCAAGUGUCAACAGCAUUGGCGUGGGCUUCUCAGCGUAACAUCAGGGUCAUUGUCAAGGGUACAGGUCAUGACCUGAAUGGAAGAUCAAGUGGUGCCUACGCCUUAUCAAUCUGGACCCACAACUUCAAUAGCAUUAAUUUUGACUCCGCAUGGCCUUCCCCAGGGACCAACACUACCGCUGACGUCGUGAUUGCUGGUAGCGGCAACAACUGGAUUCGCAUUUACACCGCCGCGGAAGAUGCCGGAAGACUUGUUGUAGGUGGAGGUACAUCUACUGUAGGACUCGGCGGCUACAUUCAAGGAGGAGGCCACGGCCCCACGUCCAGUCACUAUGGCUUAGCAGCAGAUCAGAUCCUUCAAGUUCGCAUCGUUACCACCAACGGCUCCAUCUACACUGCCAAUGCUCAGCAGAACCAAGAUCUCCUCUGGGCAAUCCGUGGUGGUGGCGCAGGCCAGUAUGGAGUCGUGAUCGAAUAUGUGCUGAAAACUCACCCCGCUCCAACCAGUGCUGUUCUUGGGACACUGACACUCUCCGCAAAUGGCACAGACGAGUCGAGCAUCAAGGCGGCCUGGGACGCACUUGCCGCCCAGGUUGCUGGAACUCCAGAUCUCAUGGACGCCGGUUUGGCUGGACAAAUGACUGUAAUAUACGGGUCACAAUCAGGCGUUAUGCUCAGUGCGAUGCAAUCACUAUUCGGCUACAAUAUGACUGCUGCUACCAUGUCAUCUCUUGUCGCUCCCUUAAUCGCCAAAAUCCGUGCGCAAGGUUACAAAACCAAUGGAAGCAUAGCAAUCGACUCAUCGACUCCUACGGAGUUCGCAAAUUUCACUUCAUUUUUCCAUGCUAUAAGUCCAGAGGGCACGACCGGCAGCGCUGGGGCCGCGUCCUUGAUGUCCAGUCGCUUGCUAGGCCGAGAACAGCUGACUGACAUCUCACAAGACCGGCUCGUCGGGUACCUACAACGCGCUCUCAAGAGCCAGUCGGGGAGCGGUGGGUUCAUGAUUUUUGGCAUGCAAGGAGGAAAAGGCCCAGCUAGUGUACCGGUAGAAAUGCGAGGUGCAUUAAAUCCUUCAUGGCGCGCGGCGUACCUUCAUACUAUUACAAUGGGUGCUUCCGUUAACACCACCACGGACCCGCAAAAUAGCCUGAAUUCAGCUGCGAAGUGGGUGAAUGAGAACGAGGAGACGUUGUGGCAUGAUUGGGCUCCAGAGAUGGGCUCUUAUAUGAAUGAGGCCAACCCGUUCAAUCCUGGCUUCAAGAAAGACUACUAUGGGAGCAGCUACGAUAAACUGGCGGCGAUUAAGAAGCAGUAUGAUCCGACUGAGAGUUUGUUUGUCCUCACUGGAGUUGGAAGUGAUGAGUGGGACUAUAACUUGAUUAUGGGGAAGCUGUGCAAAAUACACUGA